Molecule: messenger RNA, 1912 nt
Organism: Cuscuta europaea
Lineage: Eukaryota; Viridiplantae; Streptophyta; Magnoliopsida; Solanales; Convolvulaceae
Source: the annotation of a GenBank genome assembly
GAACCCGAUUAAAGCCUCAAGAAUUACAGAGUACGCAUGUCAUCGGUUUUUAGGCGGGAAAGGCACGAACCACUUUAUUGACCUCGAACCAAAAAACUUCCAAAAAGUUUCAUUCUUUCGAUUCCCUCACAUCGAUUUCUUCCCAUUUAGUAUCGAAAUCGCCUUCUCUUUCUCGAACCCACAACAUGCGGUCGAUAGUAGCUUGCGGAAAUGGAACUGAUGUGAAACCUGAGGCUGUUUUAGAACCGGCGCCAAUGGAUUCUCAACUCGCACGGCUCCAACUCCGCCAACGCUGGGAGUUGGCUUCCAUUCUCAACUUUCUCAACGUUUUUGAGCCAGUUCUUGGGAUGAAACUUAAAAUUUCAGCUGAACAAAUUGAGAUGGCCCUAAUCGAGCCGGAUGAAUCUCUUUCUCAGCUUCAUGUUGCACUUCUGAAGGGAAUACCCCCAGUGAGCAAAUUACUGAAUACUUCAUUUGGUUGGGUGACUGUGCUAAGUAAGAAAGUCAAAAUUUGGUGGCCAUGGGUUGCUGAAGGUGAUUGUCCUCUGAGUCCAGCCAAAGGAGAGGAAAUACACACUUACAAGGCAGCCAGUCCAAUAAUCCGCCUACUUCUUCUUAAAGCACUUUGUGAAAUACGAGCUGAUCAAGAUGAUAUAUUGUCUCACAUUAAUGAUUCAAUAAAGAAUGGAACUGCUCUUUCUGCUUUCCGGAAAGAUAAGUUCGGAGGAGAUGGAUGUGGAAUCUCAUAUUGGUAUGAUGGGAAUGAAACUAUUGGUCACAGGUUGUACAAGGAGAUUGUUAAAGUUGAGUGUAAGCCAAAAGUUAGGGGGGCGGGAAACACACUUGCGAUGAAUUCUCAAUGGGAGACACUCGCGACCAAUGUUGAAGAAUUCCGUGCCUUUGCGGAUAAUGUUUCAUGUAGUGAAGCUAAAUGGGAAGAAGCUGUGGGCAAGGCUGUUCAGGCUGAUAUUAUUCCUGUUCUUGAGAAAAUACAGAAGAAGAAAGAUAAGGUUCUGCAACGGAAAAGAAGGCAAGAUGUAAUUCCAAAUGGUUUUGGACAGUUAGCUUUUACUCGUUCCUGUCGGAAUCGUGGACCUGUCAAUUAUAGAUUUGAUGAUUACGAUAAAGCUAUUAAGGAGGCCAUAGAAGUAACAAACAAUAAGAAGACCACCAAAGAGAAAGGCUUUAGAAAACAAUAUAGUGAGCAGGGUACUGUUAAUGGAACUGUCCCUGAAAAAACUUUGCCAUCUUGCUCAACUGAAAAUGAAUCUACUAAAAGUGAGGUAAGUGACACUGAGAGUGACCAUGAUCAGGGAAGUGAUUAUGCCGAUUCCACCAGUGAUGAGAAUGAUGGGGAAAAGACUGCUGAAUCUAGAGAAGAGGACUCCGUCAAUACACAAUCAGAGGAUGAUAUCAUGACUGACUGCAGUGAUAAUUCAACAUUACUAGAGGAUCCACAUUGCAAGAGACCGUCUGGAAAUGAAGGAGAUACUGCUGAUUCAGAAAGUGAAGAAUAGACGCAUUUUCUAAAUCUGAUGAUUUUUGAGCUGAUAACAGUAGGUUAAGGUUAGAGAUUUCAGAUUUAUUCUCAGGUAAUCAAGUUCCUAUAAACAGGGGUCUCUUCUCCAUUUACAAAUGUUGGAAGGGCAAUGACUUCAUCAACUGAAUAGCCCAUAUCUGUGAAGCCAUUCAAGUCGAGGUUGUUUCUUGUACUCGUUAGACGGAUGUUUACUUUUUGUAAAUGAACUAGCACAUAUUAUUGGGAAAUGUUGUAUGAAGGCAAUUUUUUGGUGAUUAUGCCUCUCAUUUCGUUACCAACUUGUUUGCCAUUACUUUUUUAUGAAGAACAUUAUACAGGCUUCUAUCAAAGCAUCAAUUGUGCUCCCAAUGCUCAUGCUCUUUUUAAUAGUUG